GUUAAGAAAAAUUUUCAGCACACAAAUGUGUCAUUUCCUUUCUUCAUGGACCAGAUGCUGAAAUACUAUGUGAUAAAGAUUUUAGGUCUCAACUGUAAAGAGAGGGAAGUGGAUAAAUCAGUGCUGCUGUCUUUAGGACAAACGCUAAACAGUUGUUUUCUGUCACUUGGGAAAAGAUAAUUUUUUUUAGAAGUAUGGAACAGUGGAAUAGCUUUCUUGAUCAACAGGAUGACACUGAUAACUGCUCGGAAUCUGUGAAGUUCGAUGCCCGCUCCAUGACAGCCUUGCUUCCUCUGUAUCCUAAAAAUGGCCCUACGCUUCCAGAGAAACUGAAGUCCUUCAAAGCUGCACUGAUUGUCCUUUAUCUUCUUGUGUUUGUAGUUCUCAUACCCGUCAUCGGAGUAAUGGCAGCACAGCUCCUGAAGAGGGAAAUGAUGAAUUGCACAGUUGGUUCAAUUAAUGCAAACGAAAUAUCUCAAAGUCUCACAGGAAAAGGAAAUGACAGUGAAGAUGAGAUGAGAUUUCAAGAAGCUGUUAUGGAACAAAUGAGCAACAUGGAGAAGAGAAUCCAAUAUAUUUCAGAUACAGAAGCCAACCUCAUAGAUUCAGAGCAUUUCCAAAAUUUUAGUCUGGUGACUGAUCAAAGAUUUAAUGAUGUUCUUCUCCAGCUGAGUACCUUGGUUUCCUCAGUUCAGGGACACGGAAAUGUGAUAGAUGAAAUCUCCAAGUCGUUACUAAGUCUGAAUACCACAUUGCUUGAUUUGCAGCUCAGAAUCAAGACACUGAAUGGCAGAGUCCAAGACAAUACAUUUAAACAGCAAGAGGACAUGAGUAGAUUAGAGGAGCGUGUGUACAAUGCAUCAGCAGAAAUUAUGUCUAUGAAAGAAAAACAAGUGAAUUUGGAACAGGAAAUAAAAGGAGAAGUGAAAGUACUGAAUAACAUCACUAAUGAUCUCAGACUGAAAGAUUGGGAACACUCUCAGACAUUGAAAAAUAUCACUUUAAUUCAAGGUCCUCCUGGACCCCCCGGUGAAAAAGGAGAUAGAGGUCCUGCUGGAGAAAGUGGUCCGCGAGGCAUUCCAGGUGUAGUAGGUCCUCCAGGUCUUAAAGGUGAUCGGGGAGCAAUUGGCUUUUCUGGACCUCGAGGAUUUCCAGGGCCGCCGGGGAAGACUGGGAGGACAGGAAAUCCUGGACCAAAAGGCCAGAAGGGGGACAAAGGGAGUGGAAGCAUACUAACUCCGUUUAAGACAGUACGACUGGUUGGUGGUAAAGUUCCUCAUGAGGGCAGAGUGGAGAUUUUCCACAAUGGCCAGUGGGGCACAGUCUGUGAUGACCACUGGGAACUACGAGGCGGACAGGUCAUCUGUAGGAGUUUGGGAUACCAUGGUGUUCAAACUGUACAUAAAGGAGCUUACUUUGGACAAGGUACUGGUCCAAUUUGGUUGAAUGAAGUAUUUUGUUUUGGGAGAGAAUCAUCUAUUGAAGACUGUACAAUUAGACAGUGGGGUGUGAGAGGCUGUUCACACGCUGAAGAUGCUGGAGUCACUUGCACUUUAUAAUGUAUCCUAUUUUCUUUUGCCUUUAUGAAUCAUUGUUGCAAAAUGAUUUUAUUAUUUUGCUCCAUUAAAAGCAGUUCAGUGAAUAAUUAAGAGAUUAGGAAUCUUGUCUAAGGAAAAGGAAUAUUUUGAAAAACACUGGAUAAAAUUUCAUGCUUGCCAUAUAUCUAUAUUUGAACCAUUUCAACCUCUUUGGGUUUCUAAAUGGAAUUUCUAAUAUAAUGACAUACAUCAAAUGGAGCAGACUGCAGUUUAAAGCUUCUAGAUUACAGAUGCCAGUGAUAAUGGAAACACCUUCUAAUCAUUGGCUUCAGUUGAUCUCUUCACAGGAUGACAGUUUUUGUCAUUUUUGUCUUCUUUGUAAUCUAUUUAAUGGUUUUUAAUUUAAUUACUUUAAUAAUGAGAGGAUUGGGAAGAACUUUGGGAUUUUUUGUUUGUUUUGUUUUUUGUGCCAAGUUUGUGAAAUCUCUAACCAUACACAUUUUUUGAGGAAACAUUUUAUCUGGCCAUCGAGAUCUCUGAAUGUGCAGUGACUUGGCUGUUAGGUAGAAAUGCUCAUGAUAUAUUCUGGACAUGAUGAAAAACUUAGCAGGAGAUUUCACAUGGUCAGUAAUAACAUGAUGAUUAAGAAAAACAACGUGGUUAUUUUACAUGGUCAUGUAUUGACAGUUUUUGUUUGUUUUUACUGAACCAUAAGUUAGAAAAAGCAGUGCAUCUGAGAAAAGGCACAAAACACUAUAUGUGUCUUGAUAAUUGGUGGAUCAAAAAUGUUAUUUCAACAUGGAGCUCAGUUGGAUGUGCAUUUUAAAUUAAGUUGAAUAGUUGUUAUCUUUCUAGGAGACUGUGUUUAAAAUGUAAAUACACUUUCAAAUGUAAAUUACUCCGCUUUAAAUUACAGCAUGCAAAUGUCUUGAGCACAGAAGCUAGUGUCAACUACCCUUCUUUGGAGUCUUUCAUGAAGUCCACCAACAAUUACAACCAGAAAGAGACAGAAAGAAAAAGAAAGAGAGAUCUGCAGCCCUCAAGGGUCAGUGACCCUAAGCAUGCCAAAACAGUACCUUACCAAUGGUCAGCCCAUCACCAGGGUAUAUCUUAGAGUGUGGAAGGCCACCUGGAACCCAGUGCCUGUCCCUGGCUGUCUAGGUAUACAGGCAGAAAGACCAGUGAUUGCUGUUGGAGCCCAAUCGAAUAUAAUCUAGCCCAGAGAAGAAUAUACUUUUCAAGUUUCCUAAGGCCAACCCAGAGGGGCAUGUGAUUAGAAAGUAGUACUAGUCUGAAAUGGCUCUACUCUUCUUUCUUUCAUGAUGAUAAGCAAAAACAUGGGCUUAUGUGUUUUUUUCAACUUCUGAAGUCUCACUUCACAAAUAGUAACCAGAGAGUAGAUUCCCUGCCUCUCACUUGCAAAGGCAAAAAUGUUCUCUUGAAAUUGGAACUAUUGGAAAUGGUCUGCUGAAGAUGCCCUUUUAUCAUGUUACAUUCUUCUGCUUGUUAAACAUGAGUGAUAUUCUCCAGUGCAAUUUUGUGACUAAGAGAAUGGACUCACAAUCUAGACAAACUGUCUCUAAACCCUGGCUCUACAUUCAGCUGGUUAUUAAUUCCUUGGGCUCAGUUGCACUGUCUGGGUAUUUCCUUCAUAUGGUAAACAAGAUAGUAUUAAAAAGAAUACUUUGCAGGGACACCUGGGUGGUUCAGUCCAUUAAGCAUCUGCCUUUGGCUCAGGUCAUGAUCCCAGGGUCCUGGGAUCAAGUCAUGCAUUGGCUCCUUGCUCAGCAGGGAGCCUGCUUCUCCCUCUGCCUGCUGCUCCCCCUACUUAUGCUCUCUCUCUCUGACAAAUAAAAUCUUUAAAAAAUUAAAAAUAGAAAGAAUCCAUUGCAUAUCAGCCUAUAUGAGAUGUCUGGGAUCAGUGCCUAUGGGUUGCACGUGCUGUAUUGAUGUAGGCUAUAUGGAUACUGAUUUUCCACCUAUAUACAGACAUUUGUGUCUUUAAAACCAAUAAAGCCCUUUUUGUAAUUGA
Messenger RNA from Ailuropoda melanoleuca (giant panda), 3570 nucleotides. RefSeq names its product macrophage scavenger receptor 1 (gene MSR1). The transcript has 11 exons. Bases 195 to 1559 code for a protein of 454 amino acids. Gene Ontology annotation, cellular component: plasma membrane. The record is from RefSeq and is a predicted model, not a curated record. Gene Ontology annotation, molecular function: scavenger receptor activity; serine-type endopeptidase activity. NCBI's taxonomy places the organism in Eukaryota, Metazoa, Chordata, Mammalia, Carnivora, Ursidae. Gene Ontology annotation, biological process: receptor-mediated endocytosis; zymogen activation.